AUGGAUAAACAAAAAACAUUAAUAUGCGGGGAUGUGAAUGGCAACUUCAACGCUCUAUUUUCCCGGGUUGAAACAAUUAUAAAGAAAUCUGGAACAUUUGAUGUUUUGCUUUGUGUUGGCAAUUUCUUUGGUGAUGAUAAUUCACAGUUGACUCCAUAUAAACUGAGAACCAAAAUAGUACCUGUGACUACAUAUAUCUUUGGACCAUCAAAACCAGAACAUGUUCCACUGUAUUGUGAAGAGGGAUCUGAGAUUGUUCCAAAUGUUAUUUAUAUGGGUAGAAGAGGGAUAUUUACAACUAGUGCUGAUGUCAAAAUAGCAUACCUCACUGGGUUAUCUAGGAGGGAGCUUGGCAAAGAAAUUCCAAUGUGCACAUUUGAACCCAGUGAUUGUAGCACCGUGAGGGACGCUUGCUUCAGAGGCCAAAGUGAGUACAGAGGUGUAGAUGUUUUGAUCACCACUUUAUGGCCAGCUGGCAUACAACAGGAUGAAUCCCAGAAGAUAGAUUUAGAACAAGACAAGUUAUCAAACUUGUUGUCAUGGCUUGCAAUACAUAUUAAACCCAGAUAUCACUUUGUACCAUCUGAUAAAUAUUAUGAAAGACAACCAUACAGAAAUCUAAGUGAACAUCAGGACUACAGAGAAUGUACAUCAAGGUUUAUAGCACUAGGCCCAGUUGGCAACAAGAUGAAAGAGAAGUGGAUCUAUGCCUGUUCUUUGCAACCAAUCACAAAGAUGAGAGUAACAGACCUAUUGCAAGGCACUACAGAUGAAACACCUUGUCCAUAUGACCCUGAAUUGUUGAAGCAAAAUCAACCUGGAAAAGCUGUUAAGUUCUGCGGUAAUGGUCAAUUCUUCUUUAAUAUGGAUACUCCAGAAGAAGAUCAAGGCAGGAGAAAAAGAAAAGGUGGAGAUAAUCAAGAAAGAAAAAGAAUAGACAUUGAUCCAGAUUCUUGUUGGUUCUGUCUUUCUUCACCAUCUGUGGAGAAGCACUUAGUGAUAAGUGUUGGUACUAACUGUUACCUCGCAUUAGCCAAGGGACCAUUAUCUCCAUAUCAUGUGCUCAUAUUGCCUAUAGCGCAUUACCAAGCCAUUACGAAGGUGUCUGAUGAAAUAGUAGAUGAAAUAAAUAAAUUCAAAGCAGCCUUGAAGAAGUUUGCCAACGACCUGAACAUGCUCGUAGUAUUUUUUGAGAGAAAUUAUAAAACGUCACAUAUGCAGAUACAGUGUGUUCCUGUACCGAAGUCUUGCGAAUCGGAAAUCUUGGAGGUCUUUCAGGAUGAAGCUGGUAUAAACAGUAUUCAGAUUGAGGUGUUACCACAUUUUGCGGACAUAAGGCAAGUGUCUUUGCCAGGCGCGCCAUAUUUCCAUGCUGAAUUACCCUCUGGUGAACAGUUGUACGCAAGAACGAAGCAACAUUUCCCUUUGCAUUUUGGAAGGGAUGUAUUAUCAAGUCCGCCUAUUUUAAACUGUGAAGACAAGGCUGACUGGCGCCAGUGUCAGCUCAGCAGAGAGGAAGAGGACCAAUUUGUGAAGGAAUUUCGAGAAAAGUUUCGACCGUAUGACUUUACUGCCGAAGAAGAUAGUGAUAGUGAUUAA
Molecule: messenger RNA, 1599 nt
Organism: Arctia plantaginis
Lineage: Eukaryota; Metazoa; Arthropoda; Insecta; Lepidoptera; Erebidae
Source: the annotation of a GenBank genome assembly